UUUUGAGCAGAGGGGCCCAAGCCGGGAAAGAAGUAGGAUGGGGGCUGGAGCGAGCGCCGAGGAGAAACACUCCAGAGAGCUGGAGAAGAAGAUGAAAGAGGAUGCCGACAUUGAUGCGAGAACCGUCAAGCUACUGCUGCUAGGCGCUGGAGAAUCAGGCAAAAGCACUAUUGUCAAACAGAUGAAAAUUAUCCACAAAGAUGGUUACUCACUUGAAGAAUGCUUGGAGUUCAUUGUCAUCAUCUACAGCAACACCCUGCAGUCCAUGAUGGCCAUUGUGAAGGCUAUGAACACAUUCAAUAUUAACUUUGGCCACGCUGAUCAGCAGGAUGAUGCCAGGAAACUCAUGCAUCUUGCAGACACCAUUGAGGAAGGCAGCAUGCCUAAAGAGUUGGCGGACAUCAUUGUGCGCCUGUGGAAGGACUCUGGCAUACAAGCGUGCUUUGACAGGGCCUCAGAGUACCAACUCAACGAUUCUGCGGGAUACUACCUGAAUGACUUGGAGCGACUGGUCACACCAGGCUACGUGCCCACUGAGCAGGAUGUGCUGCGAUCAAGAGUGAAGACCACUGGUAUCAUCGAGACACAGUUUUCCUUAAAAGAUCUCCAUUUCAGAAUGUUUGAUGUGGGUGGCCAAAGGUCAGAGAGGAAGAAGUGGAUCCAUUGUUUUGAAGGUGUGACUUGUAUCAUCUUCAUUGCUGCUUUGAGCGCCUACGACAUGGUGCUGGUGGAGGAUGAUGAAGUGAAUCGAAUGCACGAGAGUCUGCACUUGUUCAACAGUAUCUGCAACCACCGCUACUUUGCCGCCACCUCCAUUGUGCUCUUCCUCAACAAGAAAGAUGUGUUCGUUGAGAAGAUCAAGAAGGCUCAUCUCAGCAUGUGCUUCCCUGAAUACGAUGGCCCGAAUACUUAUGAGGACGCUGGUAUCUAUAUCAAAAUGCAGUUCUUGGACCUGAACCUGCGCCGAGACAUCAAAGAAAUCUACUCUCACAUGACCUGUGCCACAGACACAGAGAACGUCAAGUUUGUGUUUGACGCCGUAACAGAUAUCAUCAUCAAAGAAAACCUGAAAGACUGCGGUCUUUUCUAAGAGCAGUGAUGAGAAACCCAACGAAGGGUGAUGUUGUAGCCCUGUCACAUUCCACAAAUCCCCUCUCAAUUCAAACUGAGGACCGAAGAUGAAAACUAUCCCCUCAAACCAACGAACACAAAAAAAAAAAAAAAACUGAGACCAGAAGACACCUCUUCAGUCAGAAAAUCCUGUGCAGAUUUCAGAUGAGUUGAGUGUUAGUCAAGCUAACGUUUCUCAUGAGUCUCUUGAACUCAUCUUUUGGAGGGCUAUGCAAUCUGUAGUUAAGACAUCAAACGCUUCAGGUGAGGAGUGAUUUCUUCUCACAUGGACUAAUGUGAAUAGAUGUCAGGCUAAUGCAUCUUUGCUCAACUAACUGGUCAGCAUACAGCCAAAAAGCAAACGAGAGGACCUCACCACCUGCAGAAGCACUUAAACCUGUUAGAGAUUUUAAAGAAAUUGUCACUAGAAAUGGCUUUUAUGUACAGAAACUCUGCAGCACAAUUUGAGACACAAUUCAAACAGUUAAGAAACGGAAUUUUUAAGAUUUAGAAAAUGUCACUUUUUGCCAUAGUUUAAAAGGGCCAGUGUAAAUAAUUAAACUGUUUUCUAUUGGACAGUUCCUGAAGUGUGGCGAUACCCUGUGGAUCUGUACCACGGUAGAGUGAUAGAUGAACUUUAACUAAAGGCAUUUGAGCCAACUAUCCUGUACAGAAACAAAUGUUUGUAAACCUUGACUAAACAUAUUAAAGCUUCUGUAGAAAACUGAGUACUUUCCCAUUUUUCACCAAUAAAAAAACAACACAGCAAUGUCUUGUUCAUAAUCAGUUAUUUAAUAUUUC
This is a messenger RNA of Anarrhichthys ocellatus (wolf-eel), 1911 nucleotides long. It is a transcript of the gene gnat1, whose product is annotated as guanine nucleotide binding protein (G protein), alpha transducing activity polypeptide 1. Gene Ontology annotation, cellular component: heterotrimeric G-protein complex; cytoplasm. The coding region runs from base 38 to 1090 and encodes 350 amino acids. NCBI's taxonomy places the organism in Eukaryota, Metazoa, Chordata, Actinopteri, Perciformes, Anarhichadidae. The record is from RefSeq and is a predicted model, not a curated record. Gene Ontology annotation, biological process: detection of light stimulus involved in visual perception; adenylate cyclase-modulating G protein-coupled receptor signaling pathway; phototransduction, visible light. Gene Ontology annotation, molecular function: G protein-coupled receptor binding; G-protein beta/gamma-subunit complex binding; GTPase activity. The transcript is spliced from 9 exons.